Molecule: messenger RNA, 825 nt
Organism: Colletotrichum phormii
Lineage: Eukaryota; Fungi; Ascomycota; Sordariomycetes; Glomerellales; Glomerellaceae
Exons: 2
Coding region: 1-825 (274 amino acids)
Source: RefSeq, a predicted model, not a curated record
AUGUUUGUGGCAAAAGCUGAAAGCGCCCGAAUCCACAAAAUUGAAAAGCGCCAAACCAAUUCGACUAACAUCACUAUCCGUGAUGCAGUAGCACACCCAAAUGCCACAGGGACGUGGCCCAUUAACGGCAUUGAUGUGACGAAGCCACUUCUGGAUCCACCAAGCGACGACUAUGGCCCCGGAAAUGGUUGGAGCAUCAACAUUGCCAUUGCCACCAAUAUUACUGCGGAUAAAAUCAGCACUUCGGCAUUGAAUCCUGCAGUCAUCACUCUCGAAGUGCCAGAAAAUGCUUUUCAAGGCGUAAAUUCGUCGACGAACUACACUGAGAAUUACGAUAUCUGCUCUUUCGCCUGGUUUGAAAACGUCUGGACCGUGGAAGAAUUGGAGAAGCUCCAAGAUGAUGUCAACGGGUUCUGCAACGGUAUCAUUUCCGAUGAGUGUAUCAAGGAGACAAAAGAGGUCCUGGGGGGAAACGUAACUUUCAAUAUGCCCAACGGAACUUCCACCAACGAAGGUUCAUCUUCUCAACUCUUCGGCAUAUGGGGACCUUAUUCGAACAGAUCGGAAGCUGGUCUACGUGAUGCGUACGACACGGCUCUUACGAAUGUCUACCCCCUGCUUCUUACAUACACCUAUGAAGACGGAGAGACUCGAUCGAAUUACAGCGUAUUCCGAUGCGUUCACGCCAAUAACAUCGUAGAGGGAAGUCGCGAACCAGGAUCCUUUGGAAGUAAUAGAAGAAGCUCUGCAGUUCGAUCUUCUUGGUCAACCUGCUCUGCAGUCGUUGGAAUGCUCCUAUCAUUCUCACUCACUAUGAUCCUGUAA